UUGGUUCCAAAACUUUGUAUUGGGGAUUUACAGCAAUGUGCUAACUGUAAUUGCUGUAAGUUCUUGUGAAAUAUGGCUGAAAUUAGACUUAAGAGGGUAGAACAAGGCCAAGUCAAGAUUAGAAAUGUCCCAAUUGCCGUGACGCCGGAAGGUUUUUGGUGCUGCCCUUCUCCUGUUGUGUUUCAAAAGAACCUAAAAGCUCACAAUUCCAUGCACAAACCGAAGCCCUCAUCACCACCACCACCACCACCCAAGGAAGCAGCUCACAGAAAACAAACCCCACUGAGUGAGAAAGAGCUAGCCUUUAUCCCGUCGAGAUCAGCGAGUAUUUCUGAUGGUCUACGGGGUGUUGGUCCUGAGGCGCCGGAUGCGACGGUGGUUAGUGCAUCUAUGGUUCCGGAGAGAGUGCCCAGGCCCAAAGUUGAAAAUUUGCCUAGGAAGGUAGCAAUUGAGUUUGGUGAUCCUGGAACUAGUGAUAUGAAGGUGGUUUUACUUGGAAAGCAGGGAUUUUGCGUGAAGUUGAGCGUUCACAAGAAUGUUCUUGUUGAGCAUAGCAACUUUUUUGCUGAUAAACUUUCUGAACAACAGCCUGGUUCAACUUGUCUUAACAUGGAAGAUUGUGAUGAUGUUGAAAUAUAUGUUGAAACCGUUGGAUUGAUGUAUUGCAAAGACAUGAGGCAACGGUUGAUGAAACAAAGUGUCUCGCGUGUACUCCGCAUUCUAAAGAUUGCAGAACUACUUGGCUUCAACUCGUGCAUGCAGUCAUGUUUAGAGUACUUGGAAGCAGUCCCGUGGGUUGGGGACGAGGAAGAAGAAAAAGUUGUCUCGUCAGUCUUGCGACUCCAAAGUGAGGGUAUUGGGGUCACUCCUGUACUGAAACGAGUCUCGUCCGACGUUUCUAAACCCCAAAAGGACACACUUUCCCACAUAAUUGGACUUGUUCUUGCAAGCAAUGAGGAGAGAGGCAGGCGUGAAAUGAAAUCCGUAGUGCUCAAGCUCCUUAAGGAGAACAACAGUGCCUCAAGCUCUCAAGGUUCAGCUAACGUCUGCAAUGAAACACUAUAUAACUCGUGCAGAAGCUGUGUGAACUUGCUGUUGUCCCUAUUCAAGCACGCUGCAGAGCCAGAGUCUUCUGAUAAACCUGUCGACAACAAAGAACCUGUGGUGAAGCAAAUAGCUUUGGCAGCUGAUAACCUCUCAUGGUUGCUUGAGAUUUUGGCUGACAAGCAAGCCGCAGACGAAUUUGCAGUAAUGUGGGCUAGCCAGCAAGAAUUGGCAGCCUUACAUACGAAGCUGCCUAUUGUAUCUCGUUACCAUGUUAGCUGUAUCACAGCAAGGCUGUUUGUUGGCAUUGGUAGAGGGGAGCUGCUGCCAUCUAAGGAUACCCGUCUGCUGUUGUUACAAACCUGGCUGCAGCCAUUGAUUGACGACUACAACUGGCUGCAACAUGGGUGCCGGUCAUUUGACAGAAAGGUUGUUGAAGAAGGAAUUGGUAGGACAAUCCUCACUCUGCCUCUAGAGGACCAGCAAAGUAUUAUGCUUUCUUGGUUGGGAAGUUUUCUCAAGGCUGGCGACAGCUGCCCGAAUCUUCAGAGGGCGUUUGAAGUGUGGUGGAGGAGAACUUUCGUUAGACCAUACAUGGAAGGACAAGGUAGUUCCGCCCAGUAAGAUAGCUCAUUGACCUCACAGUAGACGUAAAGACUACAGAAAUACUGUAACCAGUGGGAGUAAUGUUUGUAAAAUUAGUGGUGUGCUCCAUAGUAUGUGGAAGAACAGAAGAAGGCUUGGAAUAUUUCUCAUUUUCUGAAGGCUAACAUGACAUAUUUAUGUGUGAAGUCAAAAGAGUGAAGUACUGGAGGAUUUUUGAGAAAUUCCUGGAAGUGAACUGCUUUAUGUGAUGUAAGAAACUGCUUUUGUAUUGGUGAUGUGAUGUGGGUUGAUUGUUUCAUGUGGAAAUUGUUGAAAGAUAAGAGUUACUUGGACUUGUUGCCUCAUGUGAUCAUGUAUAAUGUACCAAGUUUAAUAUUAUCAAGGGCUUUAGAUUAUUUAUAAAUUUCAAGGUCGGUGAUAUUAAACCAA
This is a messenger RNA of Pyrus x bretschneideri (Chinese white pear), 2079 nucleotides long. Its product is annotated as BTB/POZ domain-containing protein At3g50780. The record is from RefSeq and is a predicted model, not a curated record. NCBI's taxonomy places the organism in Eukaryota, Viridiplantae, Streptophyta, Magnoliopsida, Rosales, Rosaceae. Gene Ontology annotation, molecular function: protein binding.